Messenger RNA from Nymphaea colorata (pocket water lily), 1452 nucleotides. Its product is annotated as magnesium-protoporphyrin IX monomethyl ester [oxidative] cyclase, chloroplastic-like. Lineage: Eukaryota; Viridiplantae; Streptophyta; Magnoliopsida; Nymphaeales; Nymphaeaceae. The transcript is spliced from 5 exons. Gene Ontology annotation, biological process: chlorophyll biosynthetic process; photosynthesis. The record is from RefSeq and is a predicted model, not a curated record. Gene Ontology annotation, molecular function: magnesium-protoporphyrin IX monomethyl ester (oxidative) cyclase activity; metal ion binding. The coding region runs from base 67 to 1290 and encodes 407 amino acids. Gene Ontology annotation, cellular component: chloroplast thylakoid membrane.
CUCGGUUCUACAUUCUCUCCCUCCUAAACCUCUCUUGAACCCUCCACCAGCCCGAAGCAGAAAAGAAUGGCAGCAGAAAUGGCUAUUCUCAAACCCAUUUCAUUCAAACCAGAAACCGGCAGCACAAGGGCCAUCUUCAAAAUCAGCCAUUCCUCAAAAUCAUGCAUAAGAUGCCUCCCCAAGAUGUCUGCCGCGCCUCCACCCCAGGGGAAUGCAGUCAGCAAGAAAGGCAAGACGGCCAUCAAGGAGACUCUGCUGACGCCGAGGUUCUAUACCACGGAUUUUGAGGCCAUGGAAGCACUCUUCAACCCCGAGACCAACAAGCACCUGAACAUGAAGGAGUUCGAAGCCCUACUGCAGGAAUUCAGAAACGACUAUAAUCAGACCCAUUUUGUGAGGGACAAGGAGUUCAAACAAGCGGCCGACAACUUGCAAGGCCCGAUGCGUAGCAUCUUUGUUGAGUUCCUCGAGCGGUCGUGCACUGCCGAGUUCUCCGGCUUCCUUCUUUACAAGGAAAUCGCUCGCAGACUCAAGAAAACCAAUCCUGUUAUCGCUGAGAUAUUUGCACUCAUGUCAAGGGAUGAAGCCAGGCAUGCAGGGUUUCUGAACAAGGGUCUUGCUGAUUUUAACCUGGCACUUGACCUUGGCUUCCUAACAAAGGCUAGGAAGUACACAUUUUUCAAGCCAGAAUAUAUCCUCUAUGCCACAUACCUGUCGGAGAAAAUAGGGUAUUGGAGAUACAUCACAAUUUGCAGGCAUUUGGUGGCCCACCCAGAAUGCCAAAUCUAUCCAAUCUUCAAGUACUUUGAGAACUGGUGCCAAGACGAGAAUAGGCAUGGCGAUUUCAUCGCUGCAAUGUUGAAGGCUCAUCCUCGAUUUCUUAAAGGCUGGGUGUCCAAACUGUGGGCAAGAUUCUUUUGCCUUACAGUGUAUGUAACAAUGUACCUUAAUGACUGCCAAAGGACUGCAUUUUAUGAAGGCAUAGGGCUUGAGACCAAGAAGUUCGACAUGCAUGUCAUCAUUGAGACUAACAAAACGACAGCAAGGCUCUUCCCAGCGGUGUUGGACGUGGAGAACCCAGAAUUCAAGAGAAAGCUGGACAGAAUGGUAGAGAUAAACAAGAAGUUGAGUGCCGUUAGCAAUAGCAAUGAUCCUGAAUUUCUGAAGAAGUUGAAGAAGAUACCCCUUGCUGCUGCUCUCCUUGCCGAGCUCGUGGCAGCUUAUUUCAUGCCCCCAGUUGAUUCUGGAUCUGUUGAAUUACUAGAAUAUGAUCCUAAGCUUGUUUACUAGAUUACUGGUGGAAGAGCAUACUCAGUUCUGUAAUUUUGCAGAAUAAGAGACUGUUGUGAGAAUUUUGUUACCGUCUUUGCCAAAGUCAACGACUUCUUUACUUCUUUGUUUAUCAAGUUGGAUAAAGUUUUACUGUGAAGAACAUGUACGAUUUUGAAGUGC